CAAAUCAGCUGACUGUUAAAUUACAGACUCAAGGAAAACAUUCAGAAUCACAACAGUAGCUAAGUGGUCUUCAAAAGAAACAACUGACUACACAUGUAAUGUACUGACAAAAUGUCCAUGUUGGCAUUAUUAAUUUUCAUCUUGCCACUGGUUCAAGUGUCACAGUCAACUGAGCAAUGCCCACUAUUGCCUCAAUGGACUAUUGAAAAUAAUGAAGUUCUGCAAGAUGGAAAUAUAACAGUGGUUGGUAUAUUCAACUCCUCCUGACAUCUUUGUUUCAAGCAGGCUGGAUUGAUGCAAGAUCUCCAAGCCCGCUUAACUUCUGCUGGAUUCUCUGAUGUUGCAUUUCGUAUUAUUAACUCUAAACUUGCCAUGAAUGAAACUGAAGGAUUUGCUAUGCUCAAAAACAUGGCAGGGGACAUUCCAGUGUUACAAGAGCCUCAGAUCAUUGCCUCUGGCACUUGGCAAUCCAUACUGGAAGGAGGAAUUGAUCACGUUCUUGUACUGGACAGGUGUGGACGACUCGUGUAUCAAGUGAUCUCUCCAUGGAGUCUACUAACCUAUCCUUAUGUUAAAGCGGCCAUUUUAUCAACAUACAAUGAUGAUCCAUGUGGUCCUUGUAACCUAACUGUCCCAGAGCAAGAAAAUACUGAUCCAAGAGCUGUGGCAGAAACAAUUUCAACAGCUGAACUUAACAUUUUAACUCUUUUCAAUGAAACUGGAAUAACAACUAUCAAUGAAACUGAAACAGGCAAUUUCAACAAUGAAACUGAGACAAACAUUACCAAAACACAGUCUGAAAUAAUGCUUGUUAACAACACAGGCACUGAAAGAAGUGACUCAGAAAAUCUGAUGGAAUCAAUGUUGAAUAAAACUCAAACAAAAUCCAAAAAGAUUUCAGUGGUAGUAUCACAAGACUGUAACAAGACAGAAUGGAAUCAAUCUGACAUGCAAAUCAGGCAGCAGCAGCAGUCUUUAGUUGAUGCCAAGGAGUCACACAAAUACAAAAACAAUAUAUCAAAUACACAGGAACUCAACACGACAGAUCAUCACAGGAACAGGUUACACAAAGAUGGAAAAAUAUUAUCUGAAGACAUGGUGGAAGGAAUGGAACCUCAGCAGUUGCAAAAUAUCUCUGUUCCAGCAGAUUCAUAUCAAAAUAUUCACAAAUUGAAUUCCAGUGAUAUAGACCAAAACGAUAAAGUGCAUGAAACAGACUAUUUGAGUCAUACUUUAUCACCUUUGAUUGAAAGAAAUGAUGGCACUGUACCAAUAAGGGUAAUUUUGCAUUUCCCACAUGAACAUCGCCGUGAAAAUGGAAUAGUUUCAGAACAUGAGUAUAUAGUUCUACAGACUGGCAAUCCUGCCUACCAUGGUCACUUGGAAAAGACACAAAUUACAGGACAGGAAACACCUGAUAAGGAUGACAAGCAGACAUCGAAUAGAAAGCAUGAAGGAAAGAAAAUCCAUAUUAAACUAAAAAUACCAACUUCUGAAGGAAUAAGAAAUACUACUGAAAGACAUGAAGAGGAAAGUGUAGAAAAGGUGUAUCAUCACAACAAAGGGUGGAAGAAACACAAUAGUAAGGAAGCUGCAGACUCUCAUGAUAGUGAAACAUCCACAGAAAUAUCUCAAGAUAUCAGGAAACAUGGUAAAAACCAAAACAGAAUUAAACCUUCACAUAACAAUACUAUAUACUUGCAUAAAGGUAAAGGUAGACAUUUUCAUAAACCAGGACAAUUUCAUAAAAAACACAAAUUAAUUCAGAUUGUAGUUCCUGACAAUACCAACGGGACUGUUUCUAUAAUAACAUCAAAGAAUAAGCAACAUAAGCAACCACAUGUAACCGCUGAAGAUGGCAGGAAUGAGACCAGUGAGGGGGUUACUAUAAAGAGUAACAACCGAAAAAACAGCAGUGCUGAUACUAUCAAGAAAGAUGAAGUAUACAGAAAGAGACCUGCUGGUAAAAAAACUAAAUACCAACAUCACAGGACAUCUGAAAAUGAAAAAUUAAAUGGAAAUACAAGUACCCUGAAUGUUUCCUCAGCACCGCAGACAUUAAUACCUCUGUCAACUGUGUGGCACAAAGCUCAUAUUCCGAUUGGUGAACAUACUGUGGACGAUGAUUUGAAUGAUUUUGACGAUUCACGUGAAGAACAGCCAACAGAAUUCAAACCAAAACAGGAUGACAAUCCCAAAGCAGAAAAACUGAGAAUGUACACCAUCAGUAACAAAAAUAGUACAGACAUUAGUAUAGACGAAGAAAAUGGCAGUAAGCAAAAUACACAGUGUUCUAACAAUCACACUGAAGGAUCUGUCAAGGUCGAUGACAUCAGAAAACCAAAUGCAGGGCAUGUAAUAGAUGAACCAUCUGCCUCUUCAAGGGAGGACAGCAGUGACAGUGAAACACAAGGUGAAAAUAUUAUUAAACAUUACAGUAAGUUAUUAAAAUGGAUAGAUUAUCCAUUAUAAUUGCUCAUAUUUAAGAUGCAUUUUAAACACAAAGUUGCAUAUGUUAUCAGAGUGGGAUAAACAAUCUGCAACCAUAAAUAUGGUAUUUCAAAUUUUGUAAGAAAAUUCGGUGAGAAUUUCAUAUUUCUAAAUCGUAACAUUGUCCAGAAUUGAAAAAAAAAAAAAUUUAACAACAGAGUGCAUAAAUUUAGCUACAAGAGUAAUUCUAGAUUUUUACAACGAAACAGUACAAAGCCAAAAGUACAAUGUGAGAGUAGAAUAGUAACUGAAACCCAAUACUAAAAUGUUUCAACAUGCUCUCAAAAUGAGUAUGGGUGUGGGGCCAUUAAAAAGAGUGACACCACAUAUCUUACAGCAGACUGCAAUAUGAGGUUGCCAGCUCAGAAUUCAUCAUAUGAACAAAAGCAUCUGAAUGUCUGAUUAUUUUUCUGCCAAAUCGGGGACACAUCUGUGGAAUAAUUUGACUGUAUGAUAAAUUAUGGGCAGUGAAGCAUAAUAAUUCGAACAAAGCAUAUUUUAUGCGAAAUAACUGAUGUUAUCUCUGGUAAAUGGUAUAGAAAUGUUUGUUCCCAGAAAUAUAAUUCUUUAAGUUAUUUAACUGAAUACAAAGAGGCCCUUCAUAUUUUACUACACCAAUCUUUUACAAGACAUGAGAACAUAAUCUCCUGUCAAACUCACUUACCUUUUACAAUUAAAAACGUGUGUAAUUUUUAUUUAUGUUAAAGCUUGCACAUCUUUUACUAUAAAUAUCAUGAACAUACUUUACCUGUCUCUUGAACUAGUAUGUAGGUCUACAUAUGCUAUUAUACAUUUAUACAUAAAACUAUAAAACUGAGUAACUUCAAUGUUAUUGAAAUGUUUGAAAUCUGGUUAAAUUUAUGAAGAACCUGUCAGAAAACAUUUUGUUGGGCAGGGUCAGAUGUAUCUCAGACCACAAAUCAAAUAUUUCAAUAUCUGUUUUAAGUCUCUCAAUAAUAUGUCUGUAGAAUGUGUAUCAUGUAUGUUGCAAGUCGUAAUAAAGAUGUAAUUUAAAGUUA
Messenger RNA from Cryptotermes secundus, 3509 nucleotides. RefSeq lists its product as uncharacterized. The transcript is spliced from 5 exons. The record is from RefSeq and is a predicted model, not a curated record. NCBI's taxonomy places the organism in Eukaryota, Metazoa, Arthropoda, Insecta, Blattodea, Kalotermitidae. Gene Ontology annotation, biological process: selenium compound metabolic process. Gene Ontology annotation, cellular component: extracellular region. The coding region runs from base 295 to 2472 and encodes 725 amino acids. Gene Ontology annotation, molecular function: selenium binding.